Notothenia coriiceps (black rockcod) is the source of this 6748-nucleotide messenger RNA. RefSeq names its product ankyrin repeat and sterile alpha motif domain containing 1Ab (gene anks1ab). Gene Ontology annotation, molecular function: ephrin receptor binding. The transcript is spliced from 14 exons. Gene Ontology annotation, cellular component: cytosol. The record is from RefSeq and is a predicted model, not a curated record. Bases 913 to 2406 code for a protein of 497 amino acids. Gene Ontology annotation, biological process: ephrin receptor signaling pathway. NCBI's taxonomy places the organism in Eukaryota, Metazoa, Chordata, Actinopteri, Perciformes, Nototheniidae.
GCAGCCCUGCAGUGCGAUCACACAGUGUGGGAAUGGGGCUGUGAGAUCGAGAGCAAAAGGAAGAAAGAGAGACAUGAGAGUGAGGAGGGGGGGGAGUUAAAAAGAAGAGCUUGAGGGCUUUGCUCGGAUGAGAAGGGGAGAUGAUCUGAGUCUCUUGCCUGUCGUGGACGUGGGAAAGGACGUGGCAGCAGGGGCUGAGGUUGAGGCAGAUCUGAGGUCUCCUGUGUAGAAGUAGCCGGCGUCAGGACGUUAUGCCCUGUGAGCAGUGAGGGGAGCGUGUGUGAGCAGGGAGCAGCUGCUGUGACUGCAUCUGCGCUGCCUGCAUGUCUCAGACAGGCAGGGGAUGCAGCAAACCUCUGCCCUGAGCACAGAGGCUGCUAGCUGUACCCAGCGAGGAGAAGAACCAGGUGGGCUGGGGUGGGAAAAGGGGGCGCCUGCCUUGAGAAAAGGAACUAGCUUAACCUGCACCUGUAGUGAUCCCCCCUGCUUCAGAGUCAAGACGCUCACCUGCCGUCUGCUGGAUCUGAACCUGGAUUUACUGCUCUGAGAGAUGAGAAGCGCGUUCACUGGCGGAGCCGCACAUCCAGCAGUCUGCUGAAGAGUGUGGAUGCUGGGCAGCACUGGCAGCACCAAGGACACCAAGCCUUUUGCCAGACAGCUUUGAGGAGUUUGAAAUCAGCACACUCUGGAAAUCCUAAGUCAACCAAUUUUUUUUUUUAAUGUAGGAUUUACAAUAUUUCUACCUGAUCGUACUCCUUGUGGCUCUGGAGUAAAGAGGAAAACACAAUAAUUUAAGCCAAUGUGUAUUCCUUGAUCAAAGAUAACAUCAGUACCUCAACAGUACUUUAGAAUGCUGCUACCUUCCUUGUAUGAGCCGUGUCCUAGCUCUCAAAGAGAUUGACCAAUGAAGCCAUGGGACUCAGCCAGAGCGUUACAAAUGGGGCCUGUGGUAAAGCCCUGGACCAGCCGGUCGGAGAGUGGCUGGAGCACGUGGGGCUGCCGCAGUACGAGAGCAAGUUCCUGCUCAAUGGCUUCGACGACCUACGAUUCAUGGGAAGUAACGUGAUGGAGGACCAGGAUCUCAGAGACGUCGGGAUCACUGACCCAGGACACAGGAAGAAAAUCCUCCAUGCGGCACGCAGCUUGCCCAAGGUGAAAGCACUGGGCUGUGAUGGCAGCACGUCUCUUGUGUCCUGGCUGGACGGCCUCGGCCUGCAUGAAUAUCUGCCCAACUUUCUUUCUAGUGGCUACCGCACACUGGAGUGUGUCAAGAACCUCUGGGAGCUGGAGAUUAUCAAUGUUAUAAAGAUUGGUGCCCUGGGCCACAGGAAGAGGAUCAUCGCCUCUCUAGCAGAGAGACCCUAUGAAGAGGCUCCGUCCAAGUCCCGUCGUCUGUCCCCAAUUAUGUUCCAUGACCUCCUGUCCCAGAACACGUCUCCCCUCAGUCAGAUGGACCCGUACACCAGCCGCUCCAUGGACAUGCUGCUGCCCUUGACUGAGUCGGACCGGAGGAGGAGAGCGGUGGAUCAGGACUGUAGCGUUUCCCUGCGGUCGUACAGCGAGAGGCCGCGCUCUGUAGACAGACAGAGUGAACGACAGAAAGACUCUCGUUUAAACCUUCGGCCUCCGAGCCAGUCUGCUACCUACGCCACGGUGUCCGCCUGGCAUCACCAGCCUGAGAAGCUCAUCAUGGACUCCUGCGGAUACGAGGCCACCUACCUAGGAUCAAUGAUCAUCAGGGAUCUACGAGGGAUUGAGUCCACACAAGAUGCCUGUGCUAAAAUUAGGAAAUCAAAGGAUUCAAGAAAGGGUCCAGUAGUCAUACUGUCCAUUACAUACAGAGGGGUCAAGUUUAUUGAUGCAGCCACGAAGACUAUAGUGGCGGAGCAUGAGAUCAGGAACAUUUCGUGCGCCGCCCAAGAUCCGGAUGACCUCUGCACUUUUGCUUACAUUACCAAGGAUCUGAAGAGUGGACACCACUUCUGUCACGUCUUCAGCACAGUGGAAGUGACACAGACAUAUGAGAUCAUCCUCACCCUUGGGCAGGCAUUUGAGGUGGCCUAUCAGAUGGCAAUGCAGUCGAGGGCGAGACACUACGUCCCGCCUACAUCUCUGCCCUCGGAGGUCAUAGAGACCAAAACCAACCGCCCUGUGUCUCAUUCGUGGAACAGCACGCGGAGAUCAGCAGGUGCCCCUCCGCUCGAAUGCCGCUGCUGUCACUGUCACACGUGUACUACCCACCGCCCCUCCUUCCUCCCGUUGCACUCUGUUAGCCCCAGAGUCCAGAUGGACCCCCUGGAGAUGGACGCAGACAUGCACUCCAUGGGCAGCACCACCUGGCUCUUGGACCAGCGGGACCCCCACAGGCGCCCCGUCAGCACCAAGUACGAGACCACCAUAUUCUGAGGCCGGACCCCUGCAGCCGCCCCUCUGCACUCCCUCGUACUUUCCUCUCCCCCCCUGCAUCUGGGUCUUUAUUUAACUGUCACACACACACACACUCAUACAUGCGAGCCCCGUGCCUUCUCACUGUGAUGGUAUAGCAUCCCUCAGGGCGGCCUACUCCUGCACCCCCCUCUGCCCCGCCCAGUGACCCACACGACCUCUCUUUACCUGCAAUGACAAAACACUCCUGCGGCCCCCCCCCUCGGUACACCCUCCAGCUGCUGCAGCCGAUGGCGGAGCCCUGGAGCGGAUGAUCCUGGACUGAUCUCAUUUUACAGUGGACCUGCUCUCUCAACCAAACUGCCUCUUCCUCCUCCUCAUCCUCCUCCUCCUGGCAACUUGCAUCUGCCUCCAAAUCCCCGAUAGCUCCCAGAGCCUGUCCUGUCUCACCAGGCAUCUACCACUGUGAGGCACUAAGAGGAGGCUGCUUUGAUAAGCAUGGGAUGAAAGACGGACAUUUAAAUCAAUGAAAAGACAAAACAGCAGCAUGAAGCAAACAACCUGUUGUUUUUCUACGCAUUUGUACAAUACUCACAACACCACGAUGGAUUGGAUUGGUCGUGAACCUAUCACGGAUGAUGUCUGGACUCAAAUGGACCAAGAACUGAACGAACGCACGCACACACACACACACACACACACACACACACACACACACACACACACACACACACACACACACACACACACACACACACACACACACACACACACACCAUUUAGGUUAUCUAUAGUCAACUAAAGCCCCCCACCUUGCUGGAUAUCAUCAUUACCCAACAACUGCACGCCUCCCCCUGCUUUUAAAAGACUGAAAAGACGACGCCUCUUCUCAUUUCCUGGUGUGUUUGUUGACUGACCGUCCGAACGACGUUCUUGAUGGUACAGUGUUGUCCAUAUGAGAGUCGUUGCUCUGGCCUUUGACUGCCCUGCAGUCUCUCAGCAUUCAUGGUAAUCACAGUAUCUUCUUUGUCAAUUUAAAAAAAAGAAUAUCACUGUGUUGAAUCGUGGCACUAUCCCUUUUAAUAACAUAUUUUCUUUGGUGCAUAUAGAAUAUAAAGUGCAUUUUGUGACUUUUUGAUAGACCGGGGUCGAUUGAAAGGAAAGCGUGAUUUAAGGAAGGGAUCACGAAGGAUCCAAUCAUUGAAACACACCACCAAAGAAAGUAUACUGACAUUACUGACAUCAAAUCUCGCAAUUUUGGUAAUCGCGACCAAAACAACGUCCUCAAACACAUUUUCCCAUUUGUAUUUUAAUGAGCCUGGAGCACAAUUUGGCACACAUUUCCUAACAUAGCAUCCUAUUAUCAUGAUUACAUGGGUAGCUGUCCGUGCUGUUUCACACCAAUUUUAGAAUUAGCUACAGUACAUGCAAAGUAUGUCACUUGAAGAUAAACGGCAGUGAAAAGAUUUAAUUCCAAUACAUAAAAAAAAGAGCCAAAUCCUAAAUGUUGCUCUGUUAAUGCAAAUGGAUUUUUAUGCUGGGAACAUGACACAGUUUUUUGUGUCUAGAAAAAAAUGAAUUUCCCUCCUGCACUGUGACUCAAAAUACUCGUUGUGGAGUUGACGCGUAUCUGUGGGUCCUCCCCUGUGUGCACCUCCUGCUGUAUGCCUGGUUUCUGUCUGUCCUCAUGGGAGUUUGGACUGCUGCUGUUUACAUCCCGUCCACUGUCCUUGUUUCUGUGUGAGGCAUUGAGCUCGUCUCCACUGACUGUUAAGACGGUCUGUGUGCGGUGCCACUCUGUUCUGACUGUUAGCUUCCACUGACGAUGCAUGCUGGCAGUGUUUCUGUGUUCUUGAUGCACUUGGCCUAAGCAGUCUCUGUUUGUACUGUAGCUGUGUCUCGUCUCUCCUCGCUCAUCUCGCCAUUUGCUUUUUAUGUUCCCUCCUCUCGACACCAACACCGCGCGAUUCAUCCCCAUCCCUCCCCAUGUUUCCACUGUCCUCCCAACACUUUGUAUAUUUCUUCCAUUUUCUGUGUCACCAAGACAACCUGCUCUAGUAUGGAUGAAAAAAAGAAGGCAUUACACUUUAAUGAGCAGCAGCUAUUUAAAGCAAGUUUUGGUGGCAUGAUUUUGGCUGUGCAUGUACAAGUCUUUUUUAACAUCAAUGUUUUCCUUGUGUAGCUCACCCCGUCGUUCAAGUUUCCGGAUACCAAGCUGUGAGUUGAAGGGGAGCAGCCGAUGUGAGUGUGUUUGUUGUUGUUAGAGGGCAGAGCGGAGGGAAAAGAGGUAGAGAGGAAAUGCGAGGUAAGCCUAAUGCAACGUGCAGGGCCAAACAGCUACUCUGACAUUUAGAUCUCACUCUGUAUAUCCCCUGCUCCUCCACCGGCCCCAUAUCAACCCCAACACACAGACGAAAGGUAACCCCCCCACCACCACCGGCUAUAGGGGACCCGUGUAUCACUCCUGUCUCGAGUAAUCAGAAAGGGUCAGUCUAUUUCCUGGCCUCCAUGUGACUUUCUGAUCUCGUCAUGUAGGUACUGUUAUGUUUAGAGCACUGUAGACCAUUCAUGAGCUUUUCUAUUGAUUCAGGUCUAUUGGAGAUAGAAACUGUGGGAGUUAUUAAGGAGAAAAUAGAAAUGUAACGAUGUGUAGAGAAAAAAGAAAAGAAAAAAAACUGUACAUUUGCCCAUGUUUGUGGACAGAGUAUGGUUUGUCAAUGAAAAUGUGAUACUGUUUUACAUUUCAAAGCAAUAUUAUAUUAAUGAAAAAUUAAAUAAUACAAUGACAAAACAAUCCCUAUUAAGUCUGUUGUCAGCUUUGGUUUUGCAUUAUGGCUCAAAGUCAAUCACAGAAGGAAACAUAACACUGUCUGUUUGAAAGGUAAAGUGACAAACAUGUUGGGUAAUAUUCAACAAUUAUACUUUCAGUGUUUCCCCUGAAGUAGAACAUUUAAUGUAUAGUGUCAACAAACAAUUAGUCUUGAUGUGUGCCUACCAUGGUUUGGAUUACACAUUGAGAAACUGAAACCUUGACUUUAAUUAAAGAUGUUGUGUCAACAGAUUUCCCACAACUGUAUUAAGUUAGUUGAAAGCAAUAACAUUAAGUUUGACGAAAAAACAUUAAUAUUAUUGUCAAAUCACAGAGCUAAGCAUUUGAUUUGUGGAAUGGUGUUUUAAAAAACAUUCUGCUGUGUUGAUGACAUUUUCAGAAUCCUCAAAUCUCUUACCCAUUUAAACCUACAGUAACUUUUUACUGUAAAUGACUAUACAUGUGUUGAAUAUGUUGUUGAGUUGUCAACUCAAUCUUAAAUGUCACCAAUUAUUUUUCCAAACCUUGAGAAAUCCCUUAUUUUAUUCAACGUAACAGUCCAUUUCAUUGGGUCUCCUGUACUCAAAACGUGUGCUUGUUCAGCGUAUAUAACAUUGUGUUUCUCAGCUAAAAGUCAUAUAUAUUUUUUUCAUUUAUAUAUUUUUUAUAUUUUCAUUUUUACGAUGCAUUGUUGAAGAAACACUGAUUUUCAUCAUCUAAAACUGCUCAACAUAAAAUGACCAGGAGGUCAAGAGAGUGCCAUGUAGCGCUGUUUAAGCUCUGAGUGUGUCUGCUUUUGUCAUUUUAAGUGUAUCCAGUCAUAGUUUUCCCAGGAUAUUUUUUAAAUCAUGAAUUGAGGGAAAAACGGUAAUUCCUUAAAUCCUUUAUUAAUUAUAUUUUUCAUUUGUUUGGUGGAUUGAAUCGUGGCUGCCGAAGAAUGGAAAAUAUUUGUACAAAUAGGAGCCUGUUUAGUACACCACCUUCCAUAGCACCUACUGAAGGGGAAAACACUGAGUAUAGUUUUUGGUUAGUGACUAAAGGUGCAAAAAAGAUGAAUUCAGAAAAAAGUUCUCACCGUGGUAAAAAUCUGUCUUCAUUAAGGUAAGAAGAGAACCCUACAUGUUAAAAGUAUUUACAAACUCUAAGCAUCAUCUUUGGUACUUGAUGCCUUUCCUGAGGGAUGAAGUAAACCAACAGAUAUGGUUUUCAGUUAGUUGACCUUUUCCAAAACAUUUCCGAAGCACUCUCGUGUUAUGACUCUUUUCAGUAACGCACUGAAACUACUUGCUACUCUUGUCCAGGUUAAAAACUGUUACUCAUUAUGUUUCAUUAAACUGUUUUCUUAAUGUUUUUGCGUUGAAAUGUGUGUUUGAGAUGCAUCAAUGCAAUAAUAGUUAAGAUCAUGCUUUGAUUUAUAAAUUGUUUUGAUAUAUAUCAUAAUAUAUAUUUUGUUUUUCUGCUGCAGACUGUAUAUGUCUUUGCUUUGAACACUUGUUGACAGUAUUAACACUCUGUAACAAAACAUUCACCGGUGGGGGGGAAUGGUGUCUGGGU